CUCAUAAAACAAUAAACAAGAACUAAUCAGAAUUUGUUAGUUUAAACAAGCGGUCUAAGAGAUAAGCGGCCAGUAUCAUUUGAUUUGACCACAGUGAAGUAUGAACGACUGAAUUGAAAUUAUGGAAGAUAAAAGCAGGCUCUCUGUUCAAAAUAUUUUGCUUUUUUUCUGCCUUUUCGGGUUUUUGAGUUUGAGUUUUAUAACAUGCUUCAAUACCAUGAGAUUGCAUCGUUUGGAGAAGGAAGUAAAGGACCUCAAAGAAACAAUGGCUGUAAUGACUAUGGAUUAUAGCAGGAUAUCCCCUCCAAGAACUAAACGGGAUAUUGAAUCUACUGAAGAUGUAGAAAAUCUUAAUGUGCAUAAACCUUUGAUUUUUGAUAACAAAAGGUAUCCUAAUUUAAAAGGAUUAUCUGUCACGUAUAUGCCUGCUCGUAAAUCCUUUAUUGGCAGUUAUCCUUUAAAUAAUCCGGAUAGGAUUCCAAACCAUUCAGUAACCUUAAAGCCCUCAGUUCAGGUUAGUACAUCUAAAGUACAUUUUGACCAUUAUGUUAAGAGGUCCUUUUUUAAAUCUGGCGAUUCAGGCAUGUACGAUUCAAGCGAAAAUACGGCAGGUCCAGACUAUACAGUGUUAAACGAUGGGUAUGCUGGAACUAGAAAACGUAACAGACAAAGACUGGAGACUCUGGAUGAAAAACACCCGAGGACAGGCAGAAUCAAACCACUACCAACGAUACAUUUCAGUGGUGAUACUUCGAGAUACGUGUACGGAACACACGAAAAUUUUAACGGCAACGGGCAUUUAAGGCACCUUCAAAGAACUUUUAUAGAUUGGAAGGCUAAUAAUUGGGUAGAAAAAACAGGAAUGUCUAGUCAUUUUAAUCUGGAAAAUGGACAUUUGACUAUAAGAGAGCCAGGAAUUUAUUUCAUUUACGCCCAGAUCUAUUAUCUGGAUGAACACGACCAAAUCGGUUACAGGGUGUACAAAAAUGACGAUACAAUACUCCAGUGUACAGUUUUCUCAAACACUAGCAGAAGAACGAUGAAAGGAAAUACGUGUUAUACGGCUGGAGCUGAAUAUCUUGCAGAAAAUGACAAAAUCAGUCUCGGAGACUUAUCUGAUGGUCGUUAUUCUUUAUUCGAACCUGGAAAAUCAUUUUUCGGAGUGAUAAAAUUGGGAGAUGUCAGAGCUAGAGUGUAAAUAAACCCUCCAUUUGCAGUAUUUAAAGAGAGAUAAUUGUAUUAAGUUAUUUAUUUGUGAUUCACUUCUUUUGAUAAACAUCUUUACGAAAUGUUGUUCGUAAUCACUUGUUUAUCCGCAAGGGUCAUUUCGGUUUCCUGUAUUUAUCUAAGUAGGCUUGGCUAAUUGGCGCAAAUAAGUGUUUUAUUGCUUCUAAUAAGUUUCUGGAAUACAUCAGUGACUAAUUGAUAAAGUUCUGUAAUGUACAGUACACAAGAAAGUUAAAAGUUUAUAUUUUCGGAAAUACAUUUUUUUAAUUAAA
Sitophilus oryzae (rice weevil) is the source of this 1499-nucleotide messenger RNA. RefSeq lists its product as uncharacterized. Gene Ontology annotation, molecular function: receptor ligand activity; tumor necrosis factor receptor binding. Gene Ontology annotation, cellular component: membrane. The record is from RefSeq and is a predicted model, not a curated record. The transcript has 6 exons. Lineage: Eukaryota; Metazoa; Arthropoda; Insecta; Coleoptera; Curculionidae. Gene Ontology annotation, biological process: immune response. The coding region runs from base 122 to 1198 and encodes 358 amino acids.